AUGCCAGCCGAGGCAGCAGCGGCGGGGGUGCAGCUGCUAGAUUCCAGAGGCGUCGGGAAGGUGCCGACGUUCACGGGCGAGAGGGAGGAUUUCGAGGUUUGGAUCUUCCCGUUCGAGAGUUGUUGUGGGCUGCUAGUCUGGACAGCGGGGCUGGAACUGGCCAGAUACGCAGAGGAGCCGCUCGCUGUGGAGCAGAUCGGCGAGCAAGGAGAUGGCUUCGAGGCGAUGAGAAGGCUGCAAAGAGAGUACCGCCCAAGGCUGAACGAGGUUCGCGGCCAGAUGCUACAGCAGAUUCGGACGCCGCUCCGGUGGAAGGAUCGCGAAGGCAAGGAGCGCUUCGCGGAAGUGCUGAUAGCCUGGGGCGAGCUGAUCUCCCGAUGCGAGCGGGCGACGGGCGAAGAUGUCGCGCAUAAUAUGAAGACGAGCACGAUCAUGGCGCGCGCGUCAGAUGACGUGAAGACCAUGCUGCGGUCGGCGCAGCGAGACGCGCGGAGCGACAUCGCGCAGAUGCGGACCUGUAUCUUCGAGGCGGUGAUCGGCCAGAGUGGAGUGAUGGCGAAGCUGCCGACAGCAGGGAGAGGCAGCAACGACAUGGGCGUUGACGCGAUCUCCAAAGGGAAAGGCAAGCAGGGCGGCAAAAACAAGCGCCAGCUCGGCACCAAGCCGAACCACGCAGCGCGGGACUGUUACUGGCGCGACAAGGACAGCUCCACAUUCACAGGCAAGUGCGAUUACUGCCGCAAGACGGGCGGCAAGAAGGCAGACUGCAGGAAGCGUCUAGCCGACGAGAAGGCCAAAGGGAAUGCUGCGAUCGAGCAGGAGAGCGCGGAUCCGAAGACGGUUGCCAAGAUGGAGUGCGCGGACUUCGAGUGCGAGAUCUGCGACGACGAGCAGCUCUACUGCGCGGUGAUGAAGGCCGAGGGCGGCGACGCAGAAUGCUGCGGCAUGGAUCUAGACGGGACCAUCCUUAUCGCGCUGGGCGCGGCGAGCGACUGCCGCGUCGGCCCGACCGCGUUCGGCGAGGGAUGCCAGCAGGUGGCGGAUGUUGGGCCGAGACUGCUGGGCGCGCAGAGGCAGUGGAUCAAGAUGGGCGCCGUCGCGACGGUGCCGAUGGCCGUCGACUACGACGACGGGCAGACGAAGUUGCUGAAGGCAGACUUCGGGCUGGGCGACACGGUGUCAAUGCCGAUCCUCUCGCUGCUCGAGGUGAUGGACAAGGUUGCGGAGUUCUGGCCGAGCGCAAAGACGGGCGUGUGCAUGUGCCCAGGGGGCGACCUCGCCAAGGGCACCCCGCUCGCCAGGAAGAACGACACCCUGGGCUUCAACGCGAAGACCUUCAAGACGACGAUGGAGGAGAAGGAAUUCGCAGCCAGCGUGCGCGCGAACGAGCAGCAGGAGGAGUUCGCGCAAUCGCUUGGGGCCUCUGGCAGCGGAGGACCAGGCUCGAGGACCAGGCUCAGGGAGCUGGGGCAGCCGAUCUACGGCAGGGAGGGCGAGUUGUGGACGGGGCUCAGCGACGCUGAGCGGAGGGUCACGCCUCGCCGCGCGAGGAUGAAGGAGCUGGAGCGCAGGCGCGAGGAGUCCGUGCAGGGGUGGCCCUCGAUCGCGCCGCGCGGAGUCGCUGGGCCAGCUGCGCCGACGGAGAUCACCCUGGACUUCUGCUACCUGCAGGCGAACGGCGACUGGGCGGAGAUCGGGGGCGAAGAGCCGCCAGCGGCGGGCAUUGUCGCGGCGGCGCUCGUGGUGGCAGACAGGGGCACGCUGAUGUUCAACGCGGCUUCGAUCCCGACCAAGGCGGUCACUGGCUACGCGGUGGCCAGGGAGAGCGGCUUCAUCGAGGGCAUGCAUCUCGCCGCAGCGGACAUCAAUACGGACGGCGAGCCGACGUUCUUGAACUUGGUGGAGGAGGCGCGCAAGAAGCUGAGCAAGAGCAUCGAGCUGGGGGGGAAGCGCGGGCAGCUCAAGGACGGUCAGAGCGUGGGCGCGAUCGAGGCUCCGAUCAGAUGGUUUCAGGCGAAGGCGAGGACGUGCAAGUUCGACUUGGGGAAGCGCUGCGGCAUGAAGAUCGCAGCGGACGCACCGAUCUGGUGCUGGCUUACGAGAUGCGUUAGUUGGGCAACCUCUACGUACGUGCCACGGGCCGAUGGUGGGGCGUCUCAUCAGGCAGCAUUCGGAGUGACCUACAACGGCGAGAUUCUUCCCUUAGCGGAGACGGCGCUCUUCAAGGUGUCGACCUCCCACGCGAGGCAGAUCGCAGCGACGUCGCUCGAGCGCCAGGGCGAGUCGAGCUUCGUGGAGGGCAUCUGGAUCGGGAAUCACAAGGAGAGCGACGAUCACUUGUUCCUGGCGCCUGCGGGGUGGCAUCGCACCAGGACCUGCAGGGGGCUGGGGCCAGUGCUGCGGGCUGACGCGAAGCUGAUGAAGGCGGUGAAGGCCCUGCCUUGGGAGGCGCGGGGUGCCGAGCCGUGCGAGCUGCUACCCGAGAUGCAGCGACCUCUACCUGUGCUCGCCUUUGCGGCAGCGGAGCAGAAGGGGCACCAGCAGGACCUGGAGGGGAAGCUGCGGCAGCCGCCGGACCUCAGGCAUGUUGACGCGAUCUCGCUGGACGACCCCAUCGACUACAUCAUCCUGGACAACGUGGGCGCGGCGUCCCACGUGGCGACCAGCGGUCUGGGGCCCGCGGUGGAGCUCAAAGGGGAGCGGGGCGCGUUGGAGAUGCUGGCGCACUACGGCGUCCACAGAGACAUCCCGAGGAGCGAGAGCGGGGAGUUUCAAGAUGAUCAGGGCGCGCUGGGGGCUGCAGAUGCGCGGAGAAGCAGGCUGGUGGACUUCGCCAGCAUCAGGGAAGAGAGCCACGGGACCUUCAUCGCGGACUGCGUGAAGGCAUACUACCAGGCAGACCAGGCGGAGAAGGUUUGCGUGGGGUCACAGCCGGAGUGCCUGGCGAUCUCGGUUGAGAUGGGCAGAUCGACCGGCAUUGUUUGGGCUUUGGACAGGAAGCUGUCUGGGCAGCGUGUGGCAGGCGCUGGGUGGGUAGACAAGGCCGCGAAGACAUUCCAGGGCGAAGGCUUCGAGAGGUGCGAGUGCCAGCCGCAGUUCUACCACAGCAAGGAGAAGGAGAUCCUGAUCGAGGUGCACAUGGACGGUCUCCAUGGCGAAGGACCGAUAGGGAACCUGGGCGGGAUCAUCGAGAGGCUGAGGGAAGUGUUCGACCUGAAGGACCUGAUCUUUGUGGUAGGCCUGGAGAAGGCGAAGCCCGCGAAGGUGCCAGGCUUGACGGAGGAGGGGCCGACCUGGAGCCCCGACUUGGAUGACGUGGAGAAGGCGAAGUUCCGCGCAGACGUCGCUACGUGCAAGGAGACGCGAAGUGCGAUGACCUGCGGCGUCGCGAAGCUGGACGGGGUGCGCUGCGCGGCGUUCGCGACGAGGCAGGGUGUCCGGACGAACGUGGCCGACCUGGACACGAAGGCCCAUCCAGUGGCGAGGUUCGAGUGCCUGCGAGGACUGGCGGGCAUCGUCGGUUGCAGUGAGAUGGGCAAGCACAAGGAGCUGGAGGCGUGCUCGGUGGCGACGAGCAGGAGCUGGGCAAGGAGAGGCCUACUGGCCACCUUGCUGGCACAGGGGGCUGCGGAGAGUGCGACGGCUUCGACGUGCGAGGUGGAGAGCUACAAGACGAGGGCCACCGACCUGGUGGCAGCGGCGAUCCAGGUUGCGCUCUACGCGUACACGGGGCAUGCCAUGACACUGAUCAUGGUGGUGGUGUUCCUAGGCGGCAUUGCGUGUGGGUGUUGCUGCAGGAAGAUGAUGGAGCCACCCGAAGUGAAGUACACGGACAAGCCGAUGAAGACAUGCGAGAAGGGCAGCAGCGGCCCGAUCGCAAGCGGGAAAGCAAAGGUGAAGGAUACGAAUCAGCCGAUCAUGCUCGACAAGAUGAGCCAGGCUCCGUGCGCGUACGAGUGGAG
This is a messenger RNA of Prorocentrum cordatum, 3962 nucleotides long. NCBI's taxonomy places the organism in Eukaryota, Dinophyceae, Prorocentrales, Prorocentraceae. The record is from the annotation of a GenBank genome assembly.